CCCCCGAGGCCCGAGCUGAUGAAAAGAGAAAGCUGAUUCCCUCCGUGAACUACCUCCUCCAUUCCCCUUGCCAGCCGCUAGGGUUUGCACCGCGAGGCGCAUCUCGCCGCUCCCACCUCCCACCUCGUUCCCCCGCCGCUCCCACCUCCCACCUCCUGUCCUUCGCAUCGCCUUUGUUCGCGAGGGAUCCGGCGGGGAGCAGAUCGACGGCGGAUCGGCUUGGCUGGAGAGUGGAGACUGAUCGAGUCGUCCAGACCUCCGGCCCCGGCCUGGUCCGCACUGUCGCCUGCCGCUUUCUAGGUCUCCGCUAUCUCAGGCACCUCAACAAUGGACUUGCAGCGUUCUGCUCUGUUCCUUGCCCUGUCCUUCCUCCUUCUUCACGGUGCGCAACAAGGAGCUGCCGCCACUAGCUCCGGCGAUGCUAACGAGCAGUGGGGCUACGUGCCGGUACGACAGCAGAAGGCCCACGUGUUUUGGUGGUUUUACAAGAGCCCGCAAAGGGUCUCGUCGCUGGUGAAGCCAUGGCCGACCAUCCUGUGGCUGCAGGGUGGCCCGGGAGGGUCAGCUGUCGGGCGUGGCAACUUCCUAGAGAUCGGGCCGCUAGACGCCAACCUGAAGCAACGCAACUCAACAUGGCUGCAGAAGGCCGAUCUCAUCUUUGUGGAUUUACCGGUGGGCGUUGGGUACAGCUACACGGAAGACCCAAGUGUAAUCGCAACGACGGACUCGCAGGUGGCAGCAGAUGCCAUUGAGCUCGUAAGUGCGCUCACCAAGAAGAUACCUACCCUGCAGAGCAGCCCGCUGUUCCUGGUCGGCGAGUCCUAUGGUGGCAAGCUUGCUGCCAUCAUCGGUAUCUCCAUGUCAAGGGCCAUCCACAGUGGCAUUCUUCAGCUCACACUUGGCGGUGUUGUCCUCGGUGACAGCUGGAUCUCGCCAGAUGAUUUUGCGCUCUCGUAUGCGCAGUUGCUGCACAGCAUGUCAAGGUUAACUGACAAUGCAGUAGCACCUGCCACUGAAAUGGCAGCAAAGCUAAAGGAGGAGAUGGCAUUAGGACAGUUUGCCACAGCUCGAAAGAUUUGGAUCGACUUACUUGAUUUAAUUGACUCGGAAACUGACAGCGUGAAUAUGGAAAAUUUGUUGCUUGAAUCCAACAUGAACUCGUUAUUGGCUCAGUCAGCUCCCAACACCAUCGACGAUAUCAUGAAUGGGGCCAUUAAAAGAAAGCUCAAGAUCAUUCCCAAGGAUCUCAUUUGGCAGCAGGUCUCAAUUCCGGUCUACAAAGCGAUGGCUAAUACCUUUAUGAAACCAGCAAUCAAUGAGGUUGAUGAGCUGCUAUCACAAGGUGUGGAUGUGACUAUAUACAACGGACAGUUGGAUGUGAUCUGCUCGACGAUUGGCGUAGAAGGAUGGGUGAAAAAGCUAAAAUGGGAUGGCCUGAAGAGCUUCCUGAACCUGUCAAGGCAGCCUUGGAACUGCGACUCUUCAGGGCACUGUUCUGGCCCCAUCAAGGCGUAUGUUAGAUCGUUCAAGAAUUUGCACUUCUACUGGAUCCUUGGAGCUGGACACGCCGUGCCUAUUGACCAACCUGACACUGCACUAAAGAUGAUUGGUAACAUAACUCAUUCAUCACGCAAGUAGAAAAGACUCGUACGGAAGUUGGAGUAAAGCGUGCUGUGAGAGACCUUGUGAACUCCUAGGCCUUGGAACUUUGACUGCUGCUCGAACUAGUAUCAAGUAGGCAGUAGUACAUUGCUGAAGACGUAACUAUUGAUAUGUUGCCCACGUAUUCAGGUGGUGCAUUGGACCUGUAUGGUGCGCAUUAAUGUCUGUAGUCAGUAAGUGCAGGUAUUGGUGAAUGACACUCCCCAGAUUGCAAGUAUCUUUUGGUUUAGAAUGUGUAUCUCAACAUUGUCAAAUUUGCCACAUCACAGCUGGUUACCCAAUGCGUUCUGGUUAUGUAGCCAUGGAUCGAUACUAGUUUGAAGACAGAAUUGCGACCGCCAUCUUGCUCA
Molecule: messenger RNA, 2012 nt
Organism: Lolium rigidum
Lineage: Eukaryota; Viridiplantae; Streptophyta; Magnoliopsida; Poales; Poaceae
Product: serine carboxypeptidase-like 51
Exons: 13
Coding region: 328-1638 (436 amino acids)
Biological process (GO): proteolysis
Molecular function (GO): serine-type carboxypeptidase activity
Source: RefSeq, a predicted model, not a curated record